Prunus persica (peach) is the source of this 2164-nucleotide messenger RNA. RefSeq names its product TBC1 domain family member 15. Gene Ontology annotation, biological process: activation of GTPase activity. The transcript is spliced from 11 exons. Bases 557 to 1852 code for a protein of 431 amino acids. The record is from RefSeq and is a predicted model, not a curated record. NCBI's taxonomy places the organism in Eukaryota, Viridiplantae, Streptophyta, Magnoliopsida, Rosales, Rosaceae. Gene Ontology annotation, molecular function: GTPase activator activity.
GAAAUAAAAAAUUUAGACAGUGCAGUGAGUGAAAACAAAUUAAGAAAGCAGGGGAAGGUUAAAAAGAAAAGUAAAGUUAAUACGUUCGUGUGGGGUUUUCAGGUGUGGUGCGAUGGCUGCCGUCUCAUCACGACUUUGACAGAGUAACACCAUCAUCAUCAUAAACAACCACACCCCCACACCAGCUAAUUUUAUAGAGACGGAGAAAGAAAAAAAAAAGGAAAAAAGAAACACAAAAACAUAACCAAAAAAAAAGAGAGGCAGAGCAUUGUUUGUACUUUUUGCUGUGGGGGAUUGGUUUUGAGCUUCUUGUAUCUGGAGCUAGCUUGUUCAGAAGGCCAGCCGCCUCAUCUGAGUCCCUUUAGAAUCUUGCUCUGAAGAGCCUGAGGAAGUUUAUAUUUUCUGGGUUUUGGUUGAUCUUUUGAAAGGGGUUCCGGCUCUGAGUGCUGCGUUGAGGUCCUUUUUAUUGGUUUUGGAAAGGAAGGAAACGAUUGUGUUUUCGGUUACAUUUUCCUUCUGUCUCUGUGUUUUGUGAAAGUGUUUUUGGUGCAUUGGAAUGUGGAGGGACGCUGGAACUCCUGCUGAUUCGUUCUAUGAAAUCCGUCCUGAGUGUACUGAUGUACCCAAAACCCGCUUCAAAAUCAAGGCAGGCAAAACUUUAAGUGUAAGGAAAUGGCAGGCUGCAUUUUCUCCAGAAGGCCAUCUGGAUUUAGGCAAAACUUUAAGUCGAAUCUAUCGUGGGGGGAUCCAUCCAUUAAUUAGAGGAGAAGUUUGGGAAUUUCUACUUGGUUGUUUUGAUCCUAAGAGCACAUUUGAUGAAAGAGAGCAGAUGCGGCAACGUCGAAGAGUGGAAUAUGCUAGGUGGAAGGAAGAUUGCCGUCAAAUGUUUCCUGUUGUUGGAAGUGGUAGGUUUAUCACUGCCCCUGUAAUCAGUGAAGACGGUCAGCCCAUUCAGGAUCCCUUAGUGCUUUCACAAAUGAAUCCAGACAAGGGAGCUGAUGGUAACCGUGCUAAUGGUAUAGAACCGGUGACGGACAAGAAAGUAAUCCAGUGGAUGCUUACUCUACAUCAAAUAGGUCUUGAUGUGGUUCGCACUGACAGGACACUGGUGUUUUAUGAGAAGCAAGAACACUUAUCAAAACUUUGGGAUAUUCUAGCUGUUUAUGCCUGGAUGGAUACAGAUGUGGGCUAUUGUCAAGGAAUGAGUGAUCUUUGCUCCCCCAUGAUUAUCCUUCUUGAAGAUGAAGCAGAUGCAUUUUGGUGCUUUGAACGCUUGAUGCGCAGACUGCGAGGAAAUUUCAGAUGUACCGAUAGUUCUGUUGGGGUGGAGGCACAACUAAAUAAUCUAGCUUCAAUUACUCAAGUCAUUGAUCCAAAACUUCAUCAGCACUUAGAGACACUAGGUGGAGGCGACUAUUUAUUUGCUUUCCGGAUGCUUAUGGUUUUGUUCCGUCGAGAAUUCUCCUUUUGUGAUUCUUUAUACCUUUGGGAGAUGAUGUGGGCUCUUGAAUACGACCCUGACUUGUUCAGUGUGUACGAAGAGUCUGAUACCGAUAGUGAAAAGGCCGAAGGAUCUAAGGGAAAAGCAAAGUCAAUACGUCAGUGUGGGAAGUAUGAGAGGGAAAAUAUGAAAAGUGGAGCAAACAAUUCAGAAGCACCGCUCCCAAUAUCUGUUUUCCUAGUUGCCAGUGUCUUGAAAGAUAAGAGCUCAAAGCUACUUACAGAAGCUCGGGGUCUGGAUGAUGUUGUUAAGAUAUUGAAUGACAUGACUGGAAAUUUAGAUGCCAAAAAAGCUUGCACUGGAGCAAUGAAACUUCACAAAAAAUAUCUAAAAAAGGCCAAGAAGCCAUAGCAUCAGUUUUGCGCACAAUUUUUUGGCCACCCGAGAAGUAAUACGACGAUGUUCCGUACAUUCUUAUACCUCAUGUAGCAAAGAGAUUAUAAUUCACAUAAUCUUGGCAGAGUUGAGAGAGCUGCACAGUUGGUCCAAUCUGCAAAAUAUUCCCACGAGCAAUUGUUGUUUUUGAAAUUAGUCCCAAUUAUUUGUAUAUUGAAAGCAUUCUUUAUAGGUCUGUAUUUGUUUAACCAUAAACGAGGCCUAUAUUUUGUAUAAUUUUACGUCGUAUUUAAUGAUAUUAUGAGGGGAAAAAAGUUUAUGCUUGCA